This is a messenger RNA of Peromyscus eremicus (cactus mouse), 974 nucleotides long. It is a transcript of the gene Tradd, whose product is annotated as TNFRSF1A associated via death domain. Gene Ontology annotation, molecular function: transmembrane receptor protein tyrosine kinase adaptor activity. Gene Ontology annotation, biological process: positive regulation of canonical NF-kappaB signal transduction; extrinsic apoptotic signaling pathway. The transcript is spliced from 4 exons. Gene Ontology annotation, cellular component: tumor necrosis factor receptor superfamily complex. Bases 40 to 972 code for a protein of 310 amino acids. The record is from RefSeq and is a predicted model, not a curated record. Lineage: Eukaryota; Metazoa; Chordata; Mammalia; Rodentia; Cricetidae.
AAGUCUGGAGACAAAUUGUUUGCAUUUCUAGGAGGCGAGAUGGCAGCUGGGCAGAAUGGGCAUGAAGAGUGGGUAGGCAGCGCAUACCUGUUUUUGGAGUCUUCGAUGGACAAGGUGGUCCUGUCGGAAGCCUACACAGAUCCCCAGAAGAAGGUGGCCAUAUACCAGGCCCUGCAGACUGCACUGUCAGAGAGUGCGGACGGCCCUGACGUACUGCAGAUACUCAAGAUCCAUUGCAGCGACCCGCAGCUCAUCGUGCAAUUGCGUUUCUGCGGGCGCCUGUUGUGCGGCCGGUUCCUUCAAGCCUACCGCGAGGGGGCGCUGCGCGCCGCGCUGCAGAGGUGCAUGGCCUCCGCACUUGCCCUGGAAGCCGUGCGGCUGCAAUUGGAGUUGCAUGCUGGCGCAGAGCAGCUGGACACUUGGCUGACCGACGAGGAGCGCUGUUUGAAUUACAUCUUAGCCCAGAAGCCGGACCGGCUCCGGGACGAGGAACUCGCGGAACUGGAGAAGGAGCUGGGCAAGCUGACGUGCGACUGCACUGGCCAGGGUGGAACCAUACAGGUUGACUCAGCCGCUUCUAAGUCCCUGGUUCCCUCUCCGGCCAAGGAUAAGCCACUGCCGGCGGCCUGCCAAACUUUUCUGUUCCAUGGUCAGCCCAUAGUGAACCGGCCACUGACUCUGCAAGACCAGCAGACGUUCGCUCGCUCAGUGGGCCUCAAAUGGCGCAGGGUGGGGCGCUCGCUGCAGCGUAGCUGUCGAGCCCUGAGGGAUCCUGCUCUCGACUCGCUGGCCUAUGAGUAUGAGCGAGACGGGCUAUAUGAGCAGGCCUUCCAGCUUCUGCGCCGCUUCAUGCAAGCCGAGGGCCGCCGUGCCACGCUGCAGCGCCUGGUGGAGGCGCUGGAGGAGAACGAGCUCACCAGUCUCGCAGAGGAUCUGCUAGGCCAGGCGGAGCCGGAUGGCGGCCUGGCCUAGGU